UCAUGUGACGGUCAUAUAGUACAACUCAGUCGGCGCACAGUCCAGUCUGAACGGUGCUGCUGCACUGCAUGGCGAGUCUCAAGGGCAAAACCUGCUCUGGCAACACACUGCCACGUCGGAUGCUACAGAUAAAAACAAUCCUCCUUGCGCAUUUUGAUUUGGGAUUAUAUUUGCUUUGAUUCAACAAGACAAAGUCAAUCUUGGCUGGAGACCUUGGAUUGUAGGACUGUUUCUCCCCCACUUACUUUUUCCACCCCGAGGGAGUACACCAGGUGUUUCACUAUCUCACUGCAGUGGGAAGUGUGGCCUUGGUGACCUGGGUUUGUUUGGCCCAGCAUUCCCAGUAGCACAAGGAAUAAUUAUCUCACAAAUCCUCCUAAAUACAGACUCCGAGUCCAACAGGAGACAGCCAUUUGGCACUGUCCAGGGAUGGUAGAUAACUCCCCAGUAAGUGAGGGGACUUGUCUUCCUUACAGUGGCUCUCCACAGGCCUACCAGCUGUCUGACAUGGUGACAGACCUGAGUUCCUACCAGGUGAUGCCGUCGCCUUUUUCUGAGGACGACCUGAGCGAGUCAUCCAGCCCUCGGUCCUGUUCCAGCCCAGACUCCCAGGUGCUCAGCUCCAGUUACGGCAGCAACUCUAGUGCUGAGAGCCAGGACAGCAUCCUGGAUCAUUUGCUGUCCAAGGCCUCCUUAGGUGGUGCCAACAGUGUGCUGGCAGGCUCUGUGGCACCUAUACCCUUAUCCACUUUUUUCUGGGAAUCACGGAGAGAUGAGCCCUCAAAACGCGAGACUGUAAAGGAGGAAAAUUUUGACUUCCUAACAUGGUCCAAUGUGGAGACAGAGGAACAACUUGGAGGGUCUUUUCAGCCCACACUGGAAGAGAUUGAGGAAUUUCUGGAGGAGAAUAUGGACGUGGUAACGAUGAAGCAGGAGAUCAGAGAGGGUUGUGCGGAGAUGGGAGUGGGAUUGGAGGAAGCUCUUGGUCUAGAAGUUGGUUUGGAGUGGUGCAGGGACACCUCCCCUGAGCCUAAGCUGGAGCCAGAGGCAAAGUAUUCAGACCAAACUGUCCCCACUGCUAGCACUGCUGGCCUGGCCACUGCUGCCUCCAGUGAGACCAAAACUACAUCAGUUAACCCCGCACAUGAAUCCAGCACAGGGGCCAAGAAGGCAUCAGCCAACAAACCCUCACCAGCAGACAGUAGCACAAACAGCAGUGGAAUGCCGGUUAUCCUACAGAUUCAGCCCCUUCACAUCAAGCAGGAGCCAACAGUAGCACCUCUCACCUCAGUAGCCCAGCCCCCGCCGCCUGCCUCAGCCUCAGACAUCAAAAUUGCACAGCUACUGGUCAACAUCCAAGGCCAGACCUUUGCCCUGGUGCCCCACAUCCUGCCCUCCCCCAGCCUUAAUAUCUCCUCCAAGUUUGUACGCAUUGCCCCUGUCCCCAUUGCAGCCAAGCCUCACGGGCUUGGGGAUAACUCAGCCAGCCAGGGAUCAGGGAUUCUUGUUGGAGGUCAAAAGUUCCAGAAGAACCCAGUGGCGGAUCUUAUCAAAAUGCACAAAUGCACUUUUCCUGGCUGCACCAAGAUGUACACCAAGAGCAGCCAUCUGAAGGCCCACCUGAGGAGGCACACGGGGGAAAAGCCUUUCGCCUGCAAUUGGCAGGGCUGUGGAUGGAGGUUUUCCCGGUCAGACGAGCUGUCUCGACACCGGCGUUCCCAUUCAGGUGUCAAGCCCUACCAGUGUCCAGUCUGUGAGAAGAAGUUCGCCCGCAGUGACCACCUGUCAAAACACAUCAAAGUCCAUCGUUUUCCACGAAACAGCCGGACAGUUCGCUCAGCAAACUGACGCCCCCAUUCAGAUCACUGGCAAUGCUGGGAUCACAUAGCAGACAUAGGUUGCAGGAGCAUGGGGUGCGAACGUGAACGUACAGGUGUGUGCCCAAAUGUUUGCACCAUCGUACAGUCAGUUUGAAUAUGUGAGCAGAAGCAUGCCUUGCUUUUUGUUUCAGCUGUCUGUGAUUGUUCUAAUUUAUUGUAAAAAAGUAAACCAACAAAGUGACCAUCCUGUCUGUCAUCAGCUAAAGGUUGUUGUUGCUGUUGGUGCUUUGGUAUGUUGUACUCCUUAUGUUUGUUCUGUCCUUAUCACCUGCCUCAGCAGAAGAUAAGAUAAGCUUAUUUUCAUUCAGCCUGGAUUAUGUGAUAGCUUUGCUAAUAGUCUUGCGUAUCCAUUCUACCCGGAUCAAAACAAUUGCCUUUUAUCUUCUUGAAAGCUGCCAAUGUCUCGGACAUUCCUCAUCUUAUGCAAUGUUUGGGAAGCCAGAGGAAGUUCAUUUGGAUUCUCAUUAGCUACUACUGGAGUAGUUACUCUGCGCGGGUCCACAGAGUUUUCUCCUGUGAGGUUUUUCUGAUAGCUUUGUCCUAGUUUUUGCUGCCUUGCUGUUCAUUGACAGUAUGGUUGAAGAAUACCUUUAUUAUUCAACUUGGGGUUGAUGCACAGAGAGAGACUGGAGAAAUUUCACGGUAAACUACCAGGGCUCCUCUUAUAUUUAACAGCAACUUUAUAAACCUGCUGGGUCCUGAGGACAGGAACAGCAGAGCACCACAAGAAGUGCAAAUGUGAAAUGCAACUAAAAGGUGAAGCGUACAGCCAUUGUUCAGUUGGCCUUGAUCAGUGUUACAUGAUCUGUUUUAUGAAGCUAAUUCAUGUGUAUCUACUUGCUGGUCUUCUAUUUGUAUUGCUUUUCUGGCCUUACCGUACCACAAAAUCCUUAGUGGAGAGCCAAGUGGUUUGGAAGGUUAGGCCUUACAGUGAUCCAUAUUUUAGUGGGGUGUGAAAGUGACAGUUCGGAUUUUUUGAAGUGGGGUUGUAUGGGGUACUUAUCCAUAGUGUAUGACAUACAGUAGAUGUCAGUCAAUGUACUGCUGUGGAGAGGUCAGCAACAAAAUAUAUUUUAGCCACCAAAAAAAAAAAUCCCACCUAAAAAUCAAUAUCAGAUUAAAUGUAUGCUAUAUUGAGAGAAGGGAUGCACAAUUUGGGAUUUUUUUUUUUGGCAUUAUCUGAUAUGCUGAUGUGCAGUGACUGAUAAUCAAUACCAAUAUCGAUACAUCCACUUUUUUCCCCCAUCUAAUUUUAGUGACCUUAAAGUGUCUAAUGUAGUGGAAUUCACAUCAUAUUAUGUAUGCAUACUCUCCCGAUGAUGAAUCCAUUCGGAUGACCCACCAGCAGAUGGAGACAUGAAAUAGAAUGCUUUUCAAUGUAUGUUAUAUUGAUUCACUGUGCAAAAUGAGAAAAAGCAUGUUGGCUGAUGCUGAUAGGUCAUUUAAAAGCUGAUAUGGGCUGAUACCGGUGACAUGCCGAUACUAACAUGCAUCCCUGAUUGAGAGUAUUUUCACAAAUUUACCUUGAUGUCAGACAGUGAUUUCCAACAGGGAAAUUAAGCCGUUUUGUUGCUCUCUUCAAAGCCAGACACCAUUGAGGAAAACAGUGAUUUAACAUCACUGAACACAGGAGCUGCUGGUUUUAUUUAUUUUUAUAGCAUUAACUGAUGCUGAAUUUUUAAGAUGGGACUUUUUUUAGGAGGUUAAAAUGCGUUUUUUUGCCCGCCCCACGGUACAUUGCUUAGUUUCCGUUGCAGUACUACUGCCUGCUUCUCAAAACUGAGGCCAUGCCAACAGUCAUCUAAUGUAGAUAAUACACUGAUUAUGGAUAAGUACUCCAUACAACCCUGCUUCAAAAAAACACAAACUAUCCCUUUCAGUGACGGUUAAGGAGGUGUCAUAAUAUGGCCCAUGUCAGUCAGUUCAUACCCACAGAACUGAAUGUCUCAGUCUGCUAUUACUAUUUGAACAAUUAUUUUGCUGACGACUUGACACAAACUCUGCCUCAACUCUGCUUUAUCUGUUACUGAAGACACCCUGACAGCCUUUGACCUCAGCCGGCAGUAACGUUACUUUGAGGUGACAUCAGCGGACACACUACACACCAUGGUGCUGAACUACCAGGACAACGAGCUUCUGGGAAAUGUAGUCACAACAUCCCUUUUGAGGCCAUGAUACACUUUGUUAUUGCUCUCAAACAUUGUCUGCUGUGUGUAUCAUGCCCCGCUGUGAAUAUGUAGGGGUGUGAUGAUGCCGUCCAUGCCUAAUUCAUGUAUGUAAACAGACAACAAGCAGGGGUACACAACAUUGUACAUCAUUCCUUUCAUUCAAUUUUUGAAUUUUUAAUGCUUGUGUGAACACAGGUGUUUUAUUGCAUCCUAUGAAUGUAUGUAAAUAUGCAGGAGUGUACAUCGCUGCAUCCAGGAAACACACAGAGACUAUUCUGAUACCAUAUCUUAAAACAAAUCAGUGGUUGUGAAGAUUUCUUGUGUAAACCCUAAAUGUGUACAUAACGUAACGUUUCAGUACAUAUGAAUAUAUUAUAUUUUUUCUUUAUUCUAUCCAAGAUGCAUUUACAAAUAAAACUGAAAAGA
Messenger RNA from Epinephelus moara (kelp grouper), 4474 nucleotides. RefSeq names its product Kruppel-like factor 15 (gene klf15). Gene Ontology annotation, molecular function: RNA polymerase II cis-regulatory region sequence-specific DNA binding; DNA-binding transcription factor activity, RNA polymerase II-specific. Gene Ontology annotation, biological process: regulation of transcription by RNA polymerase II. The record is from RefSeq and is a predicted model, not a curated record. The transcript has 3 exons. NCBI's taxonomy places the organism in Eukaryota, Metazoa, Chordata, Actinopteri, Perciformes, Serranidae. Bases 430 to 1848 code for a protein of 472 amino acids.